Molecule: messenger RNA, 5922 nt
Organism: Panonychus citri (citrus red mite)
Lineage: Eukaryota; Metazoa; Arthropoda; Arachnida; Trombidiformes; Tetranychidae
Product: protein FAM135A-like
Source: RefSeq, a predicted model, not a curated record
UUACCAAAAGGAAACUGUAGAUGCCAUUGAUACUCUUUGUUGUUUACCGGUAAUCUUAAUAUUUUUCAUCAUCUCUUCUUGUCUUCUAAUUAAUUUCAUUCUAAUUUACAAGGUUAUUAACUGUCAACCAACACAAGAGACAAAACAAAAUAAUAAUUGUCAGAUUAACAUGAGUAACAAUCAAGAUUCACCUGUAAAAGCUUAACAAGUAGUAAGAGAAAAAAAAAUUCAACCUUGUUAAUCUUAUCAUUGUCAUUUCUCAUGUUACUUUUACUUUAAAAUGUUCUCCUAUUAAUUCACCAGAGAAUCAUAAAUUCUUACAAUUAACUGGAGUCACUUUAAAUUAUAAAGAAAAAGAGACAGUUAAUUUAAUUAACAAUUACCUUGUUCACUUGGAGAUUUACAAUUGUGUUGUUUUCACUUUAGAAACAAAAACAAAUCCUAACAAUCACUUUCUUCAUAUGAUUAACUGUUUCACCGGUUGAUUGUUUUCCGUUUUAUUUUCACCAUCAAUUAUCUCCAAUAUGUGUGUAUGUCCCUGAUCUUUUCUUCUGGAUGGAAUAAAUCAUUGAAACAAUUAUUAAAUUACAUGAACAAUUAAUUUCCAUUGUUAAAACAUAAUUAAUUUUACUCUGGUGAUCCACUGAAACUCUGCCCUCUGUGAGUAAAGACUAAAAGUUGCCUUGUUAUUGACACAAUUUCUUAUGGUAAAUAAAAGUAAAUUAUGGAAAUUCAAUUUCUAAUCAAUCCACAAUUAAUUGGAUUUAAUAUUCGCCAUACAAUCAGUUGUAAUCAAUAACCUUCUCAUCAAUUAACUCAUCAUUUUCUCUACUUGUAUUGUGAAUAAUUAUCCUUCUACUUUUUGUUUUCUUCUUCUCUACGAUCAUUUUCAUUUUUAUUUUCUCUUUCUAUCUUUUUACUUUUCUCUGUCUUUUUGUCUUUCUUUUCUUCUGUUUCUGUUUCUCUUCAUGUUUAUUUUGUUUCUUUCGGUUUCUUUUUCCAAUGAGAAAAGCGAAUCGCGUUAAUUUCCAGUUAAUUGUUCACCAAAUUUGAGAAUUUCCAUUAAUCAACCAUGGGAUCCAUUCAGGCCAUUGUUGAUUUCUCCGUUGAAUUGAAUAAAUUUGUGAACAUUAACCUAUUCCAACGAGGACUAUAUCAGAUUCGAGUUACUCCUAAAGUUGGAUCUAAAAUACCUCAUAAAGUGGAAGUUAAUUUUACCGAUGCUCGUUCCAAUCAAACCUCUGCAUCCAUGAUAAAAACCCAAUCGGAAAACAUUGUAUUUCCUCCAUGUAUUAUCAAUGGUUCCGCUGUUAGUAAAACAUUCCCGAUUAUGUUUAAAAAUGAAGAGAUGAUUUUAAACGAUGUUAUCAAUUUUAAAAUUCACCUUUUAGUUGACAUUUCUACUGCUGUUGAAGUAAUUAACAAGACAAUCUUUCUACUCGAUGUUGAAUUAUGGUUUACAGAUCAAGACUACGUUCCAAGUCAUUCAUCAACCUCCGUUGAAUGUGUUGCCUCUCGCCAGUUAAUCCUUCACUUUGACCUUUUCCGUGGUCUCCAUUAUCAUUUACCUGUAAUCUUUGAUUAUUUUCACCUUUCUGCCAUAACGAUUACCAUUCAUGUCCUGAUUACCCUUUGCUUACCAUACAUGUUAAAACCAAGUAAACAGAAAGGAAACGGUAAAGAUUCAAGUGAAUAUGAAACCCAAAGUUAUGAUAUUUUACUGUUUGGCUGUUCACUUAAUUCAUUUCCCGAUCUUGACAAAAUGGGACCAGAAAUGAAGGCCUUACGAAUGAGACGAGCUCAAUUAAUCCACUGGCAAAUGUGUUCAAUAAUGUUAACCGCCAUAAUUAAGCUACGUAAAAAAUUAAGGGAAUACAUAAACAUGUUACCACCCUGGAUUCAGGCGAAAUACGUUAAACUUGAUUUAUCUUUUUCAACCAAAAAUCUAAGCGGAUUAGCAAAAAAAUGCUACCAAAGUUCAAUUGAAAACUUUUCAAAUACCUCAUCUACUCCAAUCAUUUCAUAUCAGAAUUCAACCUUUCCCCGUGAUUCAAAUAUCAAUGAUUUUAUCAUAAAAUCAUCAUCUUCCUCAUCUUCUUCAUCCUCAUCCUCAUCCUCUUCAUCUUCCUCAUCAGCUUCAUUCACAAAUUCAUCCUCAUCACAUCUUAAUUAUAGCCUAUCCCCAGACCGUCCAGACGAUUAUGUGACUCUAGUUGAAAAUGACAUGGCUCAUAUUUGUAGUUUUGCUAUACUUUUAUGGCAAUCAUUUCUUAAAAUUGUUACUCACAAUGAUAAAAUAAUUCAAUAUCUAGCAAAGGUACAUCAUCUUCAUCGUAUUAAACGAUUUUCGGAAGCCUUUUUUACCAUAGAGAAACCAAAGAAAUCAAUUUACUCAAUUUGUGACCAAAACACUGCCCUUUUCAAUGAGAUAAGUGACCAACUCAGGAAAUCAUCUUACCUCACCCUGUUGCCUCAGUGUAAUGUUGAGUGUCUUGCAAUGGAUGGUGAUGCAAAUACAUUGCCAAUAAUUUACGAGGAACAAUUUGAUUCUGAAUCACCACAAUUACUUCAAUCAUCAUCCAAUUCAUCACUUACUACUCUUUCCUCUUCAAUAAGUAGCGAAAGAGAAUCGGAACAAAUGUUACUCGAAGCUACGGCAAGUUGUUCAACCUCAACCAAUGGACAUGGAGGUAAAAAGAAUCUUCGAGAAAAAUUUCUCAACAAUUUAAAUCGUCUCAAUUUUGGCUACAAUAAAGGAAAAGAGGAAUACUCACCAAUCUCUAGUCGUGGUGGUGGAAACGUUGCUGGUUAUGGUAAUAGUAAAAGAUCAGAAAAAGUAUGUUACUCACCUUACCUUCCAAAUAGUACCAGUGCCACCGAAAUACAUUCCAAUGUUACUCUACUUGGCUUUAGAAAAUUUGACCAUGAGAUAAUCGAACCAUCGGAACCUUGUCAUUCCUCAUCAUCUUCAUCUUCGGAUUACAAUUCAGUUUCUUCAGCUUUCAAAGCGAUCAAAAAUAGUGAAUCUUUACCCGAUCUCAAUUCGAGGAUAAAAGCAACAGCCAAGAAAAGCUCCAAGCAAUUUCAAUUAGCUUUCUCAUCGUUAAAAAUUAGCGAAAGUUCAAAUAAUUUACUCAACACUCCAGUUAAACCGCCUGAAAACUUUCGUGAUAAAACACUGAAAAAGAAAUUAUCUGAUGAACGGAAAUCAGAUACUCCAGAAUUUCAAGGUACCGUUUAUUUCCCAAAGCCACCAAUUCAAUUCACUGAACAAGCUGAUGAAAGUGAUCCAGAUAAUAAUAAACAAGAUGGCGGUGAAAUUGAAGAAGGAGCUGAAGCCAAUGAAGAAGACAGUGAAGAGGAUCUUUUAACUCCUAAAGCGGAAAAUCCUCCAUUCACCAUAACCAGUGAUAAUAUUCAUCUAUUAACAAAUCAACAAUCUAAUCAUAAUCAAGCCAACCAAUCAUCUAACGAUAAUUUCAAUACUUUGACUGAUGUUAAUGGUGCAGUUCGAUAUCGCCAAAAAACCAAAAUAAAAGUCGAACCACGACAAGCAACUACUGUCGAUAGUAAUUGUAGCAUACUUGAUAUCCUUAAGAAUAAUGAAUGUUUCAUUUGUGGGGAUACAAAGUGCUCCUGUUCAGCUGGAGAUGAUGAAGAACCCAUGCCAAGUUUGAAGCGCCUUUCAGCAAUAACCUCUGACCUUAUAACUUUCGUUAAAAGUAAAGAAGAUUUCAGAACUUUGACUGACCUUAAAUCUCGCGGAUGGAACAUUUAUUCCGAUUUUACUAGUCUUGCCUCCCGAAUACCUUAUUUCCAAUGUGACCCCGAUUUAAGAGCCUUCAGCACUGAUGGCCUUCAUCUCGUUGUCUGUGUCCAUGGACUGGGGGGUAAUAGUGCUGAUCUAAGAUUGGUGAAAACAUAUCUCGAAAUUGGACUGCCAACAACAAACUUUGAAUUCUUAAUGUCCCAGAAAAAUCAAGGUGAAACUUUUGAAAGUUUCGAUGUGAUGACCGCUCGACUAGUCCAAGAGAUUAAUUAUCAUAUUGAAGUGUACGCUCUUGAUCCAGCCAAAAUAAGUUUCAUUGGUCACUCACUUGGUAAUAUUAUCAUUCGAGCUUGUAUAUCUCAUCCGGAAAUGUACCAAUGGCGAUCAAAAUUUUAUACCUUUUUAAGCCUCUCUGGACCUCAUCUCGGUACAGUUUACAAUAAUAAUGGACUGGUCAAUAUGGGUUUAUGGUUCAUGCAGAAAUUGAAAAAAUCAGAGUCUCUUCUUCAACUCUCCAUGAAAGAUUCACCCGAUCCCCGUCAAACUUUUCUGUACAAAUUAAGCCAAGAAGCGGGUUUACAAUUUUUCCGAUACAUUUUAUUAUGUGGCUCAUCUCAAGAUCAUUAUGUUCCCAUACAUUCAUCUCAUAUUGAAUUAUGUACACCAUGUAUCAAUGAUACAUCCAUAAUAGGAAUCUCAUAUCGAGAGAUGGUUACGAAUCUGCUUCAUCCUAUAGUAAAAAAUGGCCACUCAAAGUUAAUCCGAUAUGAUGUUCAUCACGCUUUAUCAUCCAAUGCCAAUUCAAUUAUUGGUCGAGCGGCUCACAUUGCUGUCCUUGAUUCUGAGCUAUUCAUUGAAAAGUUCAUGGUUACUGUUGGUCUUAAAUAUUUUGUCUGAUCGAUUAUUUUACUCAUUAUCAGCUCUAUCAUCUUCAUCUGAACAUUGAUAUUUUGUUCCAUUGUGUUGAAUUCGUAUUGAUAUAAACUUAGAUUUCGAUCUCUCUCUCUCUCUCUCUCUCAUACUCGAUAAUUGAAACUCAAAGUAACAAAUCCAAUUUGAAAUUAGAAACUUACGUUUCUAUCAUCAUAAUCAAUAAUAACGAUUAUAAUUAUCAUAAUUCAAUAACAACAAUGACCAUUCAUGAUAGUAAUGAUUAUCACCGCCAUUAACACAUCCUCCUCUUCAUCUUCCUCUUACUCCCACGCCUCCUACUUUUUUACUUGAUCCCUUUUUUGUUUUUCAUUUCCAAUAAUGUAAUUAAUCUCAAACAAAACUGGACACUCCCAAUUCUGGACAGAGAGGGAUAAAAUAUUAUCAUUUUCACUCCCAACGAAACAUUGAAAAUGUAAUAUCACUUUCCCUUUGCCGUUAACUUGACACACACAAAAAAAGUGAUAUUGAUCCUGAUACCAUAAGACUGAGCCAUUGGUAGGAAAUAGUACAUCUUACUACCAUUAUCGUCAUCUUUAUCUUCAUCAUCAUUACCAAAAAGUCAAAACUUUAUGAAAGAAAAAGUUCUAAACAGAAACAACUUUGAAUAAUAUUACCGUUAUCUCAGGAUUUUUCUUCCUGAAUGAAUUUCAAAUGAAUGAAUGAAUUAUCAAUCAUUGAUCAUCGCCAAGUUAAAGCGCCAUUGAUAAAUGAUGAUAAUCAUAAUGAUAAAUCAUAAAGACCAGACUGAUUAGUUAUCAUCAUCAUCCAAUGGACAAUAAUCCGAUAAUCAAUAUUUCUGAUAAUCUAAUUUUUAUUUCGUAUCUCUGAUCGUUUAAAUAUUGUCAAAAUUGAAAAAAUCUUAAAAAGUACAAAUAUAAUAAUAAUUUACUAAUUAACGAACUUAACUUUGAUGAGGAAUCAUUUCUAUUAAGUUAAAUGUUAUGAAAUUCACCCUGAAAGUUUGAUAAUUGAUGAGUAAUUAUCAAUUCAUAUCGACAUUAAAUCAUUAUCAAAAUAAAGAGUUAAUUUCACUACGAACUAUUCAAAAUUGUCAACUUGAUUGUUUCAAAUGGAAUCAUUAACAAUUGUAACAAUUAAGAUUCAUUUAAAUUUUUGUUAUCUAAUUGUGUCUCAUUGUUGUUCUCAAUUUAAUCAAACUGAUUCACAAAAAUAAAUGUAUUGGCCCAAAAUAAUUAAAAAAUGAUGUGACAAUUAAUAAA